AUGGGGCGAGGGGCGGCGGGCGCUGCGCGGCGGUCCCGGCGGGGCGGCGCGGGCGCGGGGCCCCCCCCGCGGGGGAGCCGGCGGGGCCGCGGGCAGAAGGCGGGCGGCCCCCGGGAGCGGGCGCUGCCCCCCGGCCGCGGCCCCUGGGAGCUGGGGGCGCAGAGCGAGCGCUGGGUCGCCUUCCAGGAGCGGCACCGGGUGAGCUGCGAGGAGGCGGCGCGGCUGCUGCUGGACGCCUAUGAAUACAGAGGUUUGGUCAAACACACAGGAGGCUGCCACUGUGGAGCUGUCCGCUUUGAGGUCUGGGCAUCACCAGAUCUGCAUGUUUUUAACUGCAAUUGCAGCAUUUGUACAAAGAAACAGAACAGACACUUCAUCGUCCCAGCUUCGCGUUUCAAGCUGCUGAAGGGUGCUGAAAAUUUGACAACAUACACCUUCAACACACAUCGUGCUCAGCACACAUUCUGCAAAACCUGUGGUGUACAGAGCUUUUAUACUCCCCGCUCUAAUCCAGAUGGUUACGGAAUAGCUCCCCAUUGCCUGGAUGAUGGCACUGUGCACAGCAUCGUCAUAGAGGAUAUCAAUGGCAAGGAGUGGGAGAAGGCAGUGAAGGAACAUAAGACCAUCAGAGGCAUGUCAAAACCCUGACAUUCCUUCCUAGCAGCUGAACCUGGAGCAUUGCCAUGGAGCUGUAGAACUGCAGUUUGGUCAGAGGGUUAACAAAAUCAGUCUCUUUGUUACUGCCACUAUCUGCUUUCUGUUUCUUAAAUAAAUCUUUGUAUGCUGCC
Rhea pennata is the source of this 788-nucleotide messenger RNA. It is a transcript of the gene CENPV, whose product is annotated as centromere protein V. The transcript is spliced from 5 exons. Lineage: Eukaryota; Metazoa; Chordata; Aves; Rheiformes; Rheidae. Bases 1 to 648 code for a protein of 215 amino acids. The record is from RefSeq and is a predicted model, not a curated record. Gene Ontology annotation, molecular function: carbon-sulfur lyase activity.